Petromyzon marinus (sea lamprey) is the source of this 6062-nucleotide messenger RNA. Its product is annotated as voltage-gated delayed rectifier potassium channel KCNH1. The record is from RefSeq and is a predicted model, not a curated record. Gene Ontology annotation, cellular component: voltage-gated potassium channel complex; plasma membrane. NCBI's taxonomy places the organism in Eukaryota, Metazoa, Chordata, Hyperoartia, Petromyzontiformes, Petromyzontidae. Gene Ontology annotation, biological process: regulation of membrane potential; potassium ion transmembrane transport. Gene Ontology annotation, molecular function: delayed rectifier potassium channel activity.
ACGGAAAGAACCAAAGAAGAACAAUAUCACUUAUCCCGCACCUACGUAAGAAAGAAGUUCAACAUACAUAGAGUACAUACAUCAUCACCAACAACGAGUUGACACAUCAACAGCAACGGCACCGUUUGGGAGAUCCAGAGCGUGACGUUGCAAAUGUAGAUCUAGAUACAGUGCGACUCCCAUACAUAAAAAAACACAUAAAACAUUCACUAAUACGCUUGGGUCUUUCGGUCAAGUCACGUAAAUAAAAAAUGCGUCACUUUACCGAAAGACCCAAGAGUAUUAAUUACUGCAGUCACGGAAGCUAUAAGUCAACAUUCACUAACGAUAACCGUCUCGCUCUCCGUUUACCUUGCUCACAAUGGCCUUCAUUUUAAAUUAAUAAUAAUAAUGGAAAGCGUAAUUAUAUUGGUCUCGUUGCAAUACACAUUUCAUAGGAGGUUGUGUUCUGAUUAUUAUGGGGAGGGGAAUCAAUGCGCACACCCUGCGGGUAUCAUUCCUCUGUGUUUUUUGCUCAAAUCGGUGCUUUUCCUUUGAAACGGUUUUUGUUGUUGUUGCACAAAUCGAUAGGACGGGUAGGAAUGAUACGCUUUAGACCCCCGCCUAGGCGAGGUCCCAUUUACACGUCCAUGUGUUUUUUUUAUGGAAUACGUGAAUUUAGGACGCAGUGAAUGUGGAGAAAUGUUUUUACUUUUGUAAAAUAUACUUGACGGCUCCUUUGACAUUCAUCCACUGAAUGAAGGCCCUCUCAAAAACUGUUUUGUUUAUGGGAAUUGGGAUUGCUUGACUAUACUUCACCACGCUACUCAGUGUGGAUUGGUGAAAGGUUAGGAGGUGGUGUUGCAGGAGCGCUUCAGAUAUCCAACGCCACUAACAACAGAAGCCGCAGCCGGCGUUAGACAAUGGGACUCAUCGCUAGCGCAGCGCGAUCACCACUGUGCCGGAAUUGUGUAAGUCAAGCAAUGUGCCCCUGCCUCUCAGUGACAACCCACUGGCAGUCGUCACGAUGUCGCGUUUGGAUGCAGUCAACCACUGACUGCGGCGUCUGUCGUGGGAUUGGGUGUCGCUGCGAUGGUGUCCCUGGCGAAUGUGGGCCCCGCUCAGCGCGACACGGACGGCGCGCGUGGCGUUAGGGGAGGCGGGUGGGCGCGCAGUGCGGCCCCGCGCCCGCUAGAUGGAGACGGCACGCCGGCACCAUCCCCGCAGGGCAAGAAUAUCCGCUGACGGUGCAAGCGUCGACCGAGUCUCACGCAUGACAGCCUCUUGAAUUAAUUACCAAAGAUUUAUCCCAGCUAAGGCUUUUGUUCGCUGGCGUUACGUCAUCUCACAGGAAUAUCUUCCCUUUCUCUCUGUGUGUGUGACUGCGCUAGCCCAGUUGCCGUCGCUCCGCCCCAUACAAUCGCCCAGACACGCGCACAGACACGCACAUACACGCACAAGUACCCAGCAGUAAACACGCGCACACGGAGACACCACGGACACACACGGACGGCGUGCGGCGGUGGUGCGCGCCCCCCUGUCAGCGCGCAUGCUCCGCGAGGUCAUUCGCGUCUCCUCCUCGAUUCGGGGGCGCCCGGGCGCUUCUGCAGCUGGGAUCGCACCGCGCUGAUUAGGAUGACCGCUGGGCAUUGGCACCACCACCACCACCACCCCCUGCACACCACCAGUGCCGCCGCCGCAUUGCUGCUGCUGCUACUGCCCUCCCCGGGAACAACCACAACCACCACCAUCGUCGCCGCCGCCUUUGAGCCGAGGCUGCUGCUGCUGGGACGGGCGCGGGGGCUGCGCACUGCGGUGGAGGAGGAGGCGGAGGAGGAGGCGGCGGAGGCGGCGGCACCUCCACCAUGCCAGGAGGCACGCGGGGACUCGUGGCUCCGCAAAAUACCUUCCUGGAGAACAUCGUUCGCAGAGCUAAUGAUACAAAUUUCUUGCUGGGCAAUGCGCAGAUAUUGGACUGGCCCAUCGUCUACAGCAACGACGGAUUCUGCAAACUCUCGGGUUACCACCGCGCCGAGGUCAUGCAGAAGAGCAGCACGUGUAGCUUUAUGUACGGGGACCUCACCGACAAGGAGACGAUGGAGAAGGUGAAGCAGACGUUUGAAAACUAUGAGUCCUGCUCCUUUGAGAUCCUCAUGUACAAGAAGAACCGCACUCCGCUGUGGUUCUACAUGCAGAUCGCUCCCAUCCGUAACGAGCACGAGAAGGUGGUCCUCUUCCUCUGCACUUUCCGUGACAUCACGGCCUUCAAGCAGCCCAUAGAAGACGAUUCCACAAAAGGCUGGACCAAGUUUGCCCGGCUGACGCGCGCCCUCACCAACAGCCGCAGCGUCCUGCAGCAGCUGACGCCCAAUGUGCACAAGGGGGAGAACGUGCACAAGCACUCGCGCCUCGCCGAGGUGCUUCAGCUGGGCUCGGACAUCUUGCCUCAGUACAAGCAAGAGACACCCAAGACACCUCCACACAUAAUCCUUCACUACUGUGCCUUCAAAACCACUUGGGAUUGGAUUAUCCUCAUCCUCACCUUCUACACAGCCAUAAUGGUCCCCUAUAACGUCUCGUUUAAGACCAAGCAAAACAACGUCGCCUGGCUGGUGGUGGACAGCGUGGUCGAUGUCAUAUUCCUGGUGGACAUCGUCUUGAACUUUCACACCACGUUCGUCGGGCCAGCCGGGGAGGUAAUCUCCGACCCAAAGUUAAUCCGCAUGAACUACCUGAAGACGUGGUUUGUUAUCGACCUGCUCUCCUGCCUGCCGUACGACAUCAUCAACGCCUUCGAGAACGUCGACGAGAGCUGGAACGAGCGCGCCAUCACGCGAGGCAUCAGCAGCUUGUUCAGCUCCCUCAAGGUGGUGCGCCUGCUGCGGCUGGGCCGCGUCGCGCGCAAGCUCGACCACUACAUCGAGUACGGCGCCGCCGUGCUCGUGCUGCUCGUGUGCGUGUUCGGCCUCGCCGCGCACUGGCUCGCCUGCAUCUGGUACAGCAUCGGCGACUACGAGGUGAUCGACGAGGCGACGAACCUCAUCCGCAAACACUCGUGGCUCUACCAGCUGGGCGAGACGAUCGGCACACCGUACCACUUCAACGGCACCCAGUGGGAGGGCGGCCCCAGCAAGGACGCUGUCUACAUCUCCUCGCUCUACUUCACCAUGACGAGCCUCACCAGCAUCGGCUUCGGCAACAUCGCGCCCACCACCGACGGGGAGAAGAUCUUCGCCGUCGCCAUGAUGAUGAUCGGAUCGCUCCUGUACGCGACCAUCUUUGGCAACGUGACCACGAUCUUCCAGCAGAUGUACGCCAACACCAAUCGCUAUCACGAGAUGCUCAACAGCGUCAGGGACUUCUUGAAGCUCUACCAGGUGCCCAAGGGGCUGAGCGAGCGCGUCAUGGACUACAUUGUGUCCACCUGGUCUAUGUCCAAGGGCAUUGACACUGAGAAGGUGCUGCACAUCUGCCCGAAGGACAUGCGGGCGGACAUCUGCGUGCACCUCAACCGCAAGGUGUUCAACGAGCACCCCGCGUUCCGCCUGGCCAGCGACGGGUGCCUGCGCGCGCUCGCGGUCGAGUUCCAGACGCACCACUGCGCCCCGGGGGACCUCAUCUACCACGCGGGCGAGAGCGUCGACACGCUCUGCUUCGUCGUUUCGGGCUCCCUCGAGGUCAUACAGGACGACGAGGUCGUGGCCAUCUUGGGAAAGGGUGACGUGUUUGGAGACGUCUUCUGGAAAGAGCGGGUGAUCGCUCCGUCUUGCGCCAACGUACGUGCGCUCACCUACUGCGACCUGCACGUCAUCCGGCGCGACGCGCUCGUGAAGGUCCUCGACUUCUACAUGGCCUUCGCAAACUCCUUCUCCAGGAACCUCAUCCUCACCUACAACCUCCGCAAGAGGCUGAUCUUCCGCAAGAUAAGCGACGUGAAGCGCGAAGAGGAGGAGCUUCAGAAGCUGAAGAACGAAGCGCCGCUCGACAUCCCGCCGGACCACCCGGUGCGCAAGCUCUUCCAGCGCUUCCGCCAGCAGAAGGAGGCGCGCCUGCAGGCGGAGCGGCAGCGCCAGCUGCAGCAGCAGCAGGACCUGGAGACGGGAGGCUCGUUCUACGACAAGCUCGGCGCCGACACCGCGGGCCCCGCGCCGCCCGGCGUCUCCGCGGCCGGCGAGGGACACCUGUCCGUGGUCACCCUGCUGCGGCCCAAAGUCCAGAACGCAGACGCCGCUCAGGUGCAGGUGGCCGACGCGCGGAGCGCCGUCUCGUCCGCGCCCAAGAGGGCCAGCAUCGGAGGCGGCGGCGGCAAGGGCUGGGCCAAGAUCAAGGGCCCCGCCGACUACCUGCAGGUGGAGGGUGCCAAGAGGGGCGAGUGGGCGGGCGAGCAGGUGGCCAAGGCCGAGUCGAUGGAGACCCUGCCCCAGCGGACGCGCGCGCAGAUGCACGUGCAGGACAUCCACCCGCCGCUACGCAAGACCGACUCGUGUGACAGCGGCAUCACCAAGAGCGACCUGCGGCUCGACCGAGCGGGGGAUGCCAACGCCGCGGGCAGCCCGGUGAUCGGCGCCUGCGUCGGCGUCGGCGGCGCCAGCGGCCCCAGCACGACGCGGCCCAGCCCUACGGAGCCGAGCCCCGCGGCGGCGUCCGGCAUGGCCACGCUGGUGGCGGCCACCACGACGGUGGCGCUGAUGACCCCCCCCGCGGACGGCAAGCAGCCGUUCUCGCCGAUCCCCGAGCAGAGCGUCUACGCGGCCGUCGUGGAGGUGAAACUGGAGCUCAAGGAGGACAUCGAGGCCCUGGGAGAGCGCGUCACGGGCCUCGAGAGGCAGCUCGCCGAGAUCCUGGGCCUCCUGCGCAGGGACGCGAGGCCGCCUUCCACGGCGCCGCGCUCGCCCGCCCUCUCCCCGCAGGAUGUCUACGACAUGUCGAGGCCCAUAACGCCGUCGUCCGACAAGGAAAACUUUCAAUUCUAAAACUAGCUUUAAACGAGAAGGUUUUGCAUAACAGCAGACGUUUCUUGCUUCGGUAGAAAGUAAAAAAAAAAAAAGGAUUUUUGAAACACGGUAGUGACGUAACGACAUUUGUCUUGGAUUUCUUAAAAUGCUGUGAACGUUAAUCACACUCUAUUUUAUAUAAAGUGAGGUGGUCAAGAAUUCCCUGUGGUGACUGCUGCGAGAUGCGUGAAUGCGAAACAAGGUACUGUGCAUACGGCAAGAGUUGAGAAGAUAUCAUGACCGAGUUUACAGUGCUGCGUGUGUGUGUGUGAAGCAGCUGUGAAUAGGAAAUUAAUAUUUCCAGAUUCUGCUCAAAAGUCAAAUUGCUUUUACUUGGAAUGCAUUUAGAGCCUUACACUUCCUUACGUUUUGACUGGUUUUGCCUGCAUGCAUCGUUCUGAAAAACAAUAAGGAGACUAGUAGCGCCGCUAUAAAAUCACGAAUACAACAAUAAUGCAUGAGUGUUAUUACUUGAGGUUGCUACGACGUCACACCCGUGAGCAGUGGAGUGAAUAUUCAGAGUGAAAGUCACUGGUGUUUUGAGAACAGUACUUCACAAAUGCAAUUACAAUUGUAACAUAUUUUUGGGAGUUGUUUUGUAUUCAGGUAUGUUUUUUACGUAUUUAAGUCACGAAAUUACAUUUUCGAAAAGUGAAGAAACGUUUGAUGCUUUUUAUCAGGUUUUUACGUCGCUGGUCGUUGACGCCGCUGGUCGUUAACGCCAGCACUGAAGGGUUGGCACAGAGUGGGCAGCUGUUGGAAGUGCAAGGCUCCAUAGAUUCCUUUUAAAUUGAUUUCUUAACACAAGACUUAAGUGCUGAUAUAGCAAAAAAUGACUUGGGCGUCUACUGCCAAGACGAGAGGUAGUAUUUGUAUGAUUGUUAUUGUUGUCGUUGUUAUUUUAAAAUGCGUCAUUAACGUGACACUAAACACUGGAGGGACAUGUGGGCGCGUGUUUGGAGAUGCGUUGUACUUGAAGCAGGCAUGCAGCACAGCACUAUCAUUGAAUAUAACGUGCUGACAUGCCAAGCAAUCGUGAGCCCCUUGCGUGAGACGUCAAGUGUCUAUUAAAGUAUUACAUUGCUCCUA